UGCAUUGUGGGUCUUUCCCAAGAUGGCGGCGCCCUUGCUGAAGUGCUGAAGAAGUGUCUUUGGAGAAAUACUUGGAAUUGUUUGUCAAUUUCACGGCAACUAGCUUACGACAUUUUCCUCGUCGACACACGUUUGUGUCAGAAGACCACACGACAAGCGUCAUUGACAGCUCGAGCCUGACAGCGCGUGGCGUGGUUGUGGCAGAGUGUCCGUGUGAAGAUGGGCCUCGUCUCGAGCACCUUCCCAUAGCAAAGAGCAGCCGUGGGGAGAGAACCCGCAGAUUUCCCUGCAAACACAUACCGGUCGAACUUGGACCUGUCGGGUUCGACAUUGUUUACAAAUUGUGGACGCUACCGUACAAUUUUCUUUCAAGAAUUGUCUGUGCGACCGCGUCUAUAAUAGUCAGGAGACGGAGAGGUUUCCCACCCUGUAUCGAAGAGUAUUCUACCGCGCCAAGGGCCCUGAUGAAAAUGGACUCGGAACUGCUGCUCUCGCCGGCCAUAUUCCUGGCUGAGGAGGAAGAGGCGGACAUGAGCGACUGGAACCUGCCGCUGGCCUUCAUGAAGAAACGCCACUCAGAGAAGAUCGAGGGCUCCAAGGCCCUGGCCCAGAGCUGGAGGAUGAAGGACAGGAUGAAGACAGUGAGUGUGGCCCUGGUGUUGUGUCUCAACGUGGGCGUGGACCCUCCUGACGUGGUCAAGACGUCACCCUGCGCCAGACUGGAGUGCUGGAUCGACCCUCUGUCCAUGAGUCCACAGAAAGCCCUGGAGACCAUCGGGGCCAACCUGCAGAAGCAGUAUGAGAACUGGCAACCCAGGGCACGUUACAAGCAGAGUCUGGACCCCACAGUAGACGAGGUGAAGAAGCUGUGUACGUCCCUGAGACGCAAUGCCAAGGAGGAGCGUGUUCUCUUCCACUACAAUGGACACGGGGUCCCCCGACCCACCGUCAACGGAGAGAUCUGGGUCUUCAACAAGAACUACACCCAGUACAUCCCUCUGUCUGUGUACGACCUCCAGACGUGGAUGGGCAGCCCCUCCAUCUUCGUCUACGACUGCUCCAACGCAGGCAUCAUCGUCAAGUCUUUCAAACAGUUCGCCCUGCAGAGAGAGCAGGAGCUGGAGGUGGCAGCCAUUAACCCCAACCACCCCCUGGCCCAGAUGCCUCUGCCCCCCUCCAUGAAGAACUGUAUCCAGCUGGCCGCCUGCGAGGCCUCAGAGCUACUGCCCAUGAACCCUGACCUCCCCGCUGACCUCUUCACCUCUUGCCUCACCACGCCCAUCAAGAUCGCCCUGCGCUGGUUUUGCAUGCAGAAAAGUGCCAAGCUGGUGCCAGGAGUGACGUUGGACCUCAUUGAGAAGAUACCUGGGAGAUUGAAUGACAGACGCACCCCUCUGGGAGAGCUCAACUGGAUCUUCACUGCUAUCACUGACACUAUCGCCUGGAACGUGCUGCCCAGAGAUCUGUUCCAGAAGCUCUUUCGUCAGGACCUGUUGGUGGCCAGUUUAUUCCGCAACUUCUUGUUGGCCGAGAGGAUAAUGAGGUCAUACAACUGCACCCCUGUCAGCAGUCCGCGCCUGCCGCCUACGUACAUGCACGCCAUGUGGCAGGCAUGGGACCUGGCUGUGGACAUCUGUCUCUCUCAGCUGCCCACCAUCAUUGAGGAGGGCACCGCCUUCAGGCACAGUCCGUUCUUUGCAGAGCAGCUGACAGCGUUCCAGGUGUGGCUGACCAUGGGAGUGGAGAACAGGAACCCCCCCGAACAGCUCCCCAUCGUGCUGCAGGUCCUCUUGAGUCAGGUUCACAGGCUAAGAGCGCUGGACCUGCUCGGCCGCUUCCUGGACCUGGGGCCCUGGGCCGUCAGUCUGGCCCUCUCAGUAGGCAUCUUCCCCUACGUGUUGAAGCUGCUACAGAGCUCUGCGCGGGAGCUCCGACCCCUACUGGUCUUCAUCUGGGCUAAGAUCCUGGCUGUGGACAGCUCAUGUCAGGCAGACCUGGUGAAGGACAACGGGCACAAGUACUUCCUGUCUGUCCUGGCCGACCCCUACAUGCCUGCUGAGCACCGCACCAUGGCUGUCUUUAUCCUGGCUGUGAUUGUCAACAGCUACACCACAGGCCAGGAGGCCUGUCUGCAGGGGAACCUGAUAGCCAUCUGCCUGGAGCAGCUCUCUGACCCUCAUCCCCUGCUCCGUCAGUGGGUGGCCGUCUGCCUGGGGCGCAUCUGGCAGAACUUUGACUCGGCCCGCUGGUGUGGUGUCAGGGACAGUGCCCACGAGAAGCUCUACAGCCUGCUGUCCGACCCCAUACCUGAGGUGCGCUGUGCGGCGGUCUUUGCCCUGGGGACGUUUGUGGGGAACUCAGCCGAGCGAACGGACCACUCUACGACCAUCGACCACAACGUGGCCAUGAUGCUGGCACAGCUCAUCAACGACGGCAGCCCUGUGGUCCGCAAGGAGCUGGUGGUGGCUCUGAGUCACCUGGUGGUUCAGUACGAGAGUAACUUCUGCACCGUGGCCCUGCAGUUCAUGGAGGAGGAGAAGAACUACGCUGUACCCUCAACUGCCAACACCUUAGAGCCCGGUAACCUGACUCCAGUGCGCGACAGCCCCGCCAUCCCUCGGCUGCGUUCAGUCAACUCCUACACCAACAUCCGAGCUGCCACCACCGCACGCAACCUCAACAAGAGCCUGCAGAACCUCAAUCUCAACGAGGAGGGUGGUCCGGUGGCGUUCUCUCCAGGUAACUUGAGCACCAGCAGCAGUGCCAGCAGCACCCUGGGUAGCCCUGACAACGAUGAGUACAUCCUCUCCUUUGAGACCAUCGACAAGAUGAGACGAGUCUCCUCCUACUCCUCCCUCAACUCCCUCAUAGGGGUGUCGUUCAACAGCGUUUACACACAGAUCUGGAGGGUUCUCCUGCACCUGGCGGCCGACCCGUUCCCAGAGGUGUCCGACCUGGCCAUGAAGGUCCUCAACAGCAUCGCCUACAAGGCCACUAUGAACGCUCGGCCCCAGAGGAUCCUGGACUCUGGCUCUCUCACCCAGUCGGCCCCCGCCAGCCCCACCAGCAAGGGGGCACACAUCCACCAGGCAGGUGGUUCUCCCCCCAUGCCCAGUGCCAGCAGCUCCAGUCUGACCAACGAGGUGCCCAAACCCCCGACACGUGGUGGAGAACAGCCCCCACGCGACCCCCUACACCCCCACGCUGGGCGGACAGGCCCCCACUCCCACCAGUUCCCCCGCACGCGCAAGAUGUUCGACAAGGGGCCCUCCGGCUCUGAACAGGCCGGGGAUGAUGCAGAUGACCCAGGAGGUCACAAGGCCUACAUGAAUGCCAACCUGUCUACAGGGCUGUGUGACUGGAGCGCCAAGUACUUUGCUCAGCCUGUUAUGAAGAUUCCAGAGGAGCAUGAUGUGGAGAGUCAGGUGAGGAAAGAGAGGGAGUGGAGGUUCCUGAGGAACGCCCGCGUUCGAAAACAGAGCCAACGCAUCACGCAGAGAGGCGUGACGCGUCUGGACGACCAGAUCUUCAUCAACCGUAACCCUGGCGUUCCCUCCGUGGUCAAGUUCCACCCCUUCAACCCCUGCAUCGCCGUGGCAGACAAAGACAGCAUCUGUUUCUGGGACUGGGAGAAGGCGGAGAGGUUGGACUAUUUCUACAACGGGAACCCUCGCUACACCCGCAUCACAGCUAUGGAGUACCUCAACGGACACGACUACUCCCUGCUGCUCACUGCUACAGAUGAUGGGGCGUUGCGUAUCUGGAAGAACUUUGCGGACCAGCGGAACCCCGAGAUGGUGACGGCGUGGCAGGGCCUGUCCGACAUGCUCCCCACCACCCGAGGUGCAGGCAUGGUGGUGGACUGGGAGCAGGAGACGGGGCUGCUGAUGACUUCUGGAGACGUGAGGGUCAUCAGGAUCUGGGACACGGAGAGGGAGAUGAAGGUCCAGGACAUCCCAACGGGGGCAGACAGCUGUGUGACUAGCCUAUCAUGUGACUCACAGCGGUCCCUCAUCGCGGCGGGGCUGGGCGACGGCUCGGUCCGCCUCUAUGACAGGAGGAUGGGCGCCAACGAGUGUCGUGUGAUGACGUACCGGGAACACUCGUCCUGGGUGGUCAAGGCCCACCUGCAGAAGCAGACGGACGGCAAAGUCAUUAGUGUCAGUGUCGAUGGAGACGUGCGGUUCUUCGAGCUGCGGUCGCCGGACUCGGUGAACGUGCUGCAGACGGUGAAGGGGUUAACGGCGCUGGACAUCCAUCCGCAGGCCAACCUGUUCGCCUGUGGAUCGAUGAACCAGUUCAUAGCCGUGUACAACUCCAACGGUGACGUGAUCAGCAACAUCAAGUAUUAUGACGGUUUCAUGGGCCAAAGGAUCGGGGCCAUCAGCUGUUUGGCCUUCCAUCCCCACUGGCCCCACCUGGCGGUGGGCAGCAACGACUACUACAUGUCCAUCUACUCAGCGGAGAAGAGGCUCAGAUAACCCCCCCCCCAACUUGAACUUUACCUUUGACCCCUGACCUCUCUCCCCUCGGAGCCAGGAUGUAAAUGACUUCUAAUGUACAUAUGCAAUUGUUACCACCCCUGAAUGUCCUAUAGUGAUGGCUGCUGACAAACUCAUGUUAUGAUGUUGACUUAUAUUAUUAUUCUUGAUCGUUUUAUUCAAAUUCUUUAUUAUGAAGCUAUUGAUUGUAGACUUGGCAGUGCUGAGGAGCGUGUAUACAGAGAUGAAUAAUAGGUCUAUUUUAAAGGUUCCAGCCUUGGCUGGGGGGGAGACGGGCGGUGUCGCUACCUGAAUGACCUCUACGUUUACCUUUCUAUGACCUUUAUGCAUCGGGGUCAAGAGGUUAUCGAGAGAUAGACAAUACCCUCUCUCACACACGACUCUGGGUCUGAAGGCCGGGCUCACGGACACCCGCACGACCCUUAUUGAAGCCCCCCCCCCCCGCUGUAGCCAGUAGACUUGCUCUCGCUGUUCGCUCACAAGAUGGCGGACUACGGGGCGCUUCUGGUGUGUGAGAAAGUGAAAUGUAGAACAGAGCACAGAUGAGCCCAAAGUUGGCCCACUGCCUUGGACACAAACCGAUGCCCAUACAGAUGUCCACUACCAUGCUAUACUGUAGGACUAACCAGACCUCCUUGCAUCCCUGUGCCCUCGCCCAAUUGUUCUAAACUCACCAACCUUUGCCAUUCAUCUCCAUUGUCCUAUGCCCAAAGGCUUACCCCAUGUCCUUAGUGCAAUGGGUGACUACUGCUCAGCUCUAAUCCCAAGACUGAUGCUACCUGUCUGCCCUACCUGCAAAGCAAUAAUGAAUUCGCUUGGAGCUCUCUACAGCCUCCAAGCUUCUGCUGCUCCAGACCCCCUGUCCCCCCCACUCAUCGGCUGAACCAUACCCGCCUGUGUAGCUCAGUUGGUAGAGCAUGGCGCUUGUAACGCCAGGGUAGUGGGUUCGAUCCCCGGGACCACCCAUACGUAGAAUGUAUGCACACAUGACUGUAAGUCGCUUUGGAUAAAAGCGUCUGCUAAAUGGCAUAUUAUAUUAUUAUUAUUAUAAGCCCCAGCACUGGGAGACAUGGAGCAGUUUGCUGGGGUCCUGAAGUAUCGAUUCCAGAGUCCUGGCUGAGGCCCGCUUGGCCCAUGCCCAUCCCCAGUCUUUCCUACAGACCCCAGCCAGAAGCACUCCCAGGCUGGACAAGAAGAAACACAGCGCCCACUGCAUCCCCGGGGGGCGGGGUUCUGCUGCUACUUUUCUGCAUCCUCGCACACAGGCUUAUGAGGACUGUAUGAACUGUGUAUGGCCUGUCCCCAGAACCACACACACCAGCCCUAGGCAGCCCUUUCCCCUUUGUGCCAACCUUCCACCUGCUAUCCGCUACACAUUUUGGAGAAAAGUCUGGCAAUUUUCUUCUAUCUUUGUUUUUUUUUCUUUUAACCUUGAUUUUAUUUGCCAGCCGUGUUUGGUUUCUUUUAGCGGAAAGGGAGUUUCAAGAAGAUUGGGAUAGAGAAGUUGGGUCAAAAAACAGGAGUGACUUCAGACCUUUGUGUAAUACAGUGAACUGGUAAAUACACAGUAACGCUCCAUCGCACUUCUUCAGUUCAGUGUCUUUGUUGUCAAAAGCCACAGCUCUCCUGUCAACCUCCAACGCUAGCUCAGGUACCUCAUGAGCCACGAUGUACCACAUAGUACCGCGCCGUCUCUGCGUGGUAGACUCACAGAGGUCUGACGUUACUCUUGAUAUGACGAACUUAGAUGGUCAAAAUCAGUUCAGUGACUCCGGAGGUGCCUUUUAACAAGGGUCAACACUCGCUUCAAGUGCGGUAUCGCCAUUAAUGUGCCUCUAUUAGGGGUCGCUUUUUGGGUUUGCUCUGUAUUACCUUCCUGUAUUCUUUGAUUUUUUGUUGGGGUUUUUUUCCCACUUUUUUUUAUUUUAUAUUUUUUUAAUUUGCUGGUGUUUGUUUGCCUUGGACCUCAGUGGGAUGGUAAGAUGGGAGAGGGCUGUUUCUCCCCCUUUCACAGACGCUCUCGCCCACACGGUGUCUCUCCUCGUACAGUACUCCCGUCUGGACUCUCCCCACACCUUUUUGCCUCUAAAGUCCUCAGCUUGGCUAUCACCCUAGAAAGGAAUGGACAAUAAUGCUUUGCCUGUGGACUGAACCGGUCUCGGUAACCGGUAACACAUGCCAUGCAUUCAGUAUAAGCGGCUGCGCACUCUGUCAUAACCAAGCCUCACUACGCUCAGUAGCUCCCCCUGUAGGGUACGGAAGAGGUACUGCAGCCUUCACUGCUAUCACUGACACCUUCAGCAAAAAGCCCACAACGCUGUCUGUCAGCCAUGCUCAGAAUCACAUCUCUAGUUAUCCUGCUUUGAGUUUUAACAUUUUAGAUAUGGAAACAAAACUAAACUUUGAAGAUGUAGAAGGAGAAAUUAAAGCAAUCAGGUGUUUCUCUGUGACGGUAGACGGCUUUGCUGACUGGUUUAUAAGACGGGAGAUGAAGUCAGUCAAAUAAACCAAAUACACAACAACACUAGUUUUCCUGGUGAUUAUUUUAUUUUUAUUUUUUUUUGGUUUGUGUUUUCAUGUUUGUGUUAAUGUUCACGCUCUCGUUGUGAAGUUCUACAUGUAUUGUGUAAAACAAAUGUGUCUGCUAUUGCGUCACAAUAUUCAUGUCGUCAUUACCAUAUCGGUUGAUCUGGAAUGUUUUCUUUUUAAAUAAAUAUAACACUUUUAUCAGG
Oncorhynchus gorbuscha (pink salmon) is the source of this 7234-nucleotide messenger RNA. RefSeq names its product regulatory-associated protein of mTOR-like. Lineage: Eukaryota; Metazoa; Chordata; Actinopteri; Salmoniformes; Salmonidae. Gene Ontology annotation, cellular component: cytoplasm; TORC1 complex. Gene Ontology annotation, biological process: cellular response to starvation; positive regulation of protein serine/threonine kinase activity; regulation of autophagy. Gene Ontology annotation, molecular function: protein-macromolecule adaptor activity; protein binding. The record is from RefSeq and is a predicted model, not a curated record.